AUGGAUUUCAUCAAGACCAGUUCCCUGCGUGCUCUGAAAAGACUGGUCCAGCGGCUCUAUCGAGAAACCGCGGCCAAGCCGUGCAGAACGGCCGGCCGAGGAACGCACAUCCCACGGUCGGCCAAAGUCCGAACAUCGUCCGUCCCGCCUGAAGCACGGCUGAGCCCACGUACCGACCGGGAAGCAAUGCCUCGCGGCCGUGCGGCACAACUCAUAUACCGCGGCCGAUCGCGCCGUCCGACCAGGAAGGCCUCAUCCCACGUCCGGCCGAAACCUUCGGCCAAUCCAUCCAUCCGCCGACCACGACGGCCGAACGCGAAAACUCUCGGCCACGAUCGUUCCGACCUUAGAUAUGGAGAAGGAUUCACAAGUCCUUGCCCUAUAAAGGCGAUCCACUUCGCCACAUACCACCUCAAAGAGACCUCUUGGACGAACAAGAGAUGUCAAGCCCUCAAGCACCACCACCUUCUUGGGAUAGUCCUCCAAAAGUAUCCCCUUGAAGUCCAAGAAGAACUUCUUCCCUACCUUGAAGCAGCCGACCUGGAGACGUCUAGCCAAGCCGCAUCUUACAGAGAAGAACACCUUCUAGCCACACCAGAAGAGGAGAUUGACCCUGAACUGAUCGAGUUCGUGAAGAGAGAUCAAUUCCAUGAUCUAUUUUCGGAGUAUGCACUGGAGCACAUAGAUCACUUUGAGAAUCUUUGUGAUUCUUAUGGAGUUUUUGACUUUGAGAAGAAGAUGAUGCUAUUCAGCAUGUCUUUAGCUGGACCAGCACUAGAUUGGGCGCAGCAUGAACCGCUUUCUCAAUCGAGUCAUGGAUCGAUUUUAGAGAAGCUUUCUUGA
Microthlaspi erraticum is the source of this 843-nucleotide messenger RNA. NCBI's taxonomy places the organism in Eukaryota, Viridiplantae, Streptophyta, Magnoliopsida, Brassicales, Brassicaceae. The record is from the annotation of a GenBank genome assembly.